AAAUGACGUACGCAAAACUGGGGUCUGACCCGCCACCGGAAGUGCGUAUGUACACAAAGCCGUGCGGAACACAAUUUUUGGUUGUUGUUGACAGAGUCUAGAUCAUCAUGAACCUAAACAGAGUUAAGGAUGAGGACAAACUGGAACUCUGCAGGAAAUACUAUUAUGGUGGUUUCUUUGCCCUCCCUUUCCUCUGGUUGGUCAACGUUGUCUGGUUCUUCAAACAGGCCUUCAUUCGGCCACCUUUUGAACAGCAGCAAGAGAUCAAGUCAUAUAUCAUGAAGUCGCUGGUUGGCUGUGUCCUGUGGACAGCUGUGCUGGUGACAUGGAUGACGAUAUUUCAGCUGUACCGGGCCGAGUGGGGAGAAACAGCAGACAGGAUGUCCUUCAUCAUCCCCAAGGGCAUCGCCUAGGCAACACAUCAUGGCUGCCAAAUAUCUUUUUAUCUGCAGUUUGGCUACGAAAUGGAUUUGAUUCAUUUAGUACCACUUUAUUUUAGUUUAUGUUGCUCACUGUAAAAAAGUGUACUAAGAUCUCAAGAUUUCCACGAGUGUAAGUUAUACCCCGGUACAUUAUACAAAAUUUAAUGUAUUAUAUUUUGGUCUCAACUUUUACAACUAUGAUGAUGAUAUAGAAUGAAUCAUUGUAUUACAAAAAAUUUAUUGAUAAAUAGAGUUAGGGAUUAUUUAAUUGAUAAAGUCAUACCAUAUACAAGUGCAAGAAUAGGGUAACAUUACAUGUGUAUUAAACCUCACAAACCACAGAUAGUAGUAGUAGUAGUAGUUAAAUGUGCAGCAAACGACAUGUUUUGUUUUCUGACUUUAACGAUAUUCCCACCGUAGAAUAAUUUCUAUUGGGAUAUUCCGUCAGCAAGGAAGUUGUAUAUAAUAUAAGUGUGCAACAUCUUUUCUCAUUAAAAAAAAACAAGAUACU
Molecule: messenger RNA, 933 nt
Organism: Branchiostoma belcheri (Belcher's lancelet)
Lineage: Eukaryota; Metazoa; Chordata; Leptocardii; Amphioxiformes; Branchiostomatidae
Product: gamma-secretase subunit PEN-2-like
Exons: 4
Coding region: 108-413 (101 amino acids)
Biological process (GO): Notch receptor processing
Cellular component (GO): gamma-secretase complex
Source: RefSeq, a predicted model, not a curated record